Molecule: messenger RNA, 672 nt
Organism: Pocillopora verrucosa
Lineage: Eukaryota; Metazoa; Cnidaria; Anthozoa; Scleractinia; Pocilloporidae
Source: RefSeq, a predicted model, not a curated record
AUGCUUAUCGGUAGUAAUAGGAAACGCGAAAGCAAAGUUGAUUUGACUGUCUCUAUUUUAGAUCAUAGUAUAAGUAAUGUUUGCAGCUUUAAAUACCUCGGUAUACAUAUAUCUUCGGAUUUCACAUGGACUGAUUAUAUUGAACACCUAACUGGGAAAAUCAAUCAGAGGCUUGGGCUUCUCAAGCGUAUAAAGCAUUUAUUGCCUUUCAGGGCGCGUCUACUUUUCUAUAAAAGUCUUGUUUUGCCCCUUUUUGAAUAUGCUGAUCUUGUAUGGGGCGAUAAACAUAAUAUUACCCUUAUGUCUAGCUUGCAAGUUUUGCAAAAUAAGGCCGCUAAAGUUAUUUUAAAUAAACCAUUGUACUCAUCCUCCAUUGAGGCAUUAGCCGUUCUCAAGUGGCUGAAAAGGCGAUUUCAAAGAAGGUGUGUACACGUAUACAAAUGCAUCAAUGGCUUAAUUAAUCACGAUAUAGACUUGAUUAGACAAGACGUACUUCAUAGGCAUAAUACACGUAACAAAGGCAAUUUUAGAUUACCACGUGUCAAAAGAAAUUGGGGGAAGCAAAUAACACAAUAUCAUGCCGUUUCCGAUUUUAACUCCCUCAGUCAGACGAUCAAAGACUCAAGGAAUGUAAAUAGUUUUAAACGUAAUGUUUUUAAGUUUUUAAUAUAG